CCAGGCUUGUUUCAAGAAAUUGAAAAUUGUGUCCUUAGUUGUAUUCUAGAGUCUAAUUGUCCGCAUCAGGACGGAAAAGUAUCAUGGCCAAAUUCAACAUUGUCGUCUUCGCGGGGGACUACUGUGGACCAGAGGUAACUGCAGAGGCAAUCAAGGUCCUCAAAGUAGUAGAAAAAAAGACCGAUAUCGAGUUUAAUUUCCAAGAGCAUUUGCUUGGUGGCGCCUCCAUAGACGCUACCGGAACCGCCCUGACAGACGAAGCUCUCCAAGCGGCAAAGAAUGCAGACGGUGUGAUCCUCGGAGCCGUUGGCGGCCCUAAAUGGGGAACAGGCGCUGUUCGCCCCGAACAAGGGAUCCUCCGCUUACGGAAAGAAAUGGGUACUUUUGGAAAUCUUAGACCCUGCAAUUUUGCCGCCCCUUCGCUCGUUGAUAUCUCCCCGCUGAAGGCCGAUGUUUGCCGUGGCGUUGACUUCAACAUCGUACGCGAGCUCACUGGUGGAAUAUACUUUGGUGAAAGAAAGGAAGACAACGGUGAUGGCACAGCAUUGGAUACAGAACCAUACUCACGGGCGGAAAUUGAACGAGUUACCCGUCUUGCAGGUCAUCUCGCGUUGCAGCAUUCUCCCCCGCUGCCAGUAUGGAGCUUGGACAAGGCUAAUGUGCUCGCAACAAGCCGCUUAUGGCGCAAAGUGGUGACCGAGAUCAUGGAAAAGGAAUUCCCACAAGUGAAAUUUGGCCACCACCUCAUUGACAGUGCGGCAAUGUUGAUGGUCAAAGACCCACGGAAGCUCAACGGUAUCAUAGUCACCAGCAAUCUAUUUGGAGAUAUCAUCAGUGAUGAAGCAAGCGUUAUCCCAGGCUCCUUGGGUUUGCUCCCUAGCGCGAGCUUGAGUGGAAUCCCAGAUGGGAAGUCCAGAGUGAACGGAAUCUAUGAGCCUAUCCAUGGUUCUGCACCAGACAUUGCUGGAAAAGGUAUCGUUAACCCAGUUGCUGCCAUCCUUUCUAUGGCCAUGAUGCUCCAAUAUUCCCUGAAUCGACCAGUAGAAGCAAAGGCCAUCGAGGAUGCAGUAUCGAAGGUAAUCGAGGCUGGAAUUCGAACCGGAGAUAUCGGUGGAAAGGCAACCACGAGCGAAGUCGGUGAUGCAGUUGCAGCAGAGCUCGAGAAAUCUCUCUGAAAUCGGGAAGGGAAAAAAGGGUAUUGACCCUGACACAUAGCUUUGGUAAUUUCCUUGCAUAAUGUUUGAAGGGUUGGAUAUGCAUAUGCGAUGAAAAUAAUAGUCAUCUUUGAGCCCAAUAUGGGCCGACCAUGUUAAGAAUGCAUUUGGGUAUCACAAAAC
Molecule: messenger RNA, 1337 nt
Organism: Coccidioides posadasii C735 delta SOWgp
Lineage: Eukaryota; Fungi; Ascomycota; Eurotiomycetes; Onygenales; Onygenaceae
Gene: LEU2
Product: 3-isopropylmalate dehydrogenase
Biological process (GO): L-leucine biosynthetic process
Cellular component (GO): cytosol
Molecular function (GO): NAD binding; 3-isopropylmalate dehydrogenase activity; magnesium ion binding
Source: RefSeq, a predicted model, not a curated record